AUAUCAAUGCAGAAGUUAACACCAAUGCAAAUGAUAGCAGUAACUCGUCUAAAGACUCGUCUAAAGAAGCUAACAGCAAUGCGAAUGACGAUAAUAACUCGUCUAAAGAUAACAAUGCAGAAGCUAACAGCAAUGCAAAUGACAAUAGUAACUCGUCUAAAGAUGUCAACGCAGAAGUUAACACCAAUGCAAAUGAUAGCAGUGACUCGUCUAAAGACUCGCCCAAAGAAGCUAAUAGUAAUGCGAAUGACAGCAAUAACUCGUCUAAAGAUAGCAAUGCAGAAGUUAACACCAAUGCAAAUGAUAACAAUAACUCGUCCAAAGAUAUCAAUGCAGAAGUUAACACCAAUGCAAAUGAUAGCAGUAACUCGUCUAAAGAAGCUAACAGCAAUGCGAAUGACAACAAUAAUUCGUCUAAAGAUAUCAAUGCAGAAGCUGACUGCAAUACAAAUGACAACAAUAGUAAUAACUCGUCUAAAGAUAAAUCCAAUGCUCCAAAAGUUGGCGACAAAAAUAAUAAACCCACUGCUCUAAAAUUUGGCGACAAAAAUAAAGAAUCCGAUGAUGCUCCAAAAGUUGGCGACAAAAAUAAAGAAUCCAAUGAUGCUCCAAAAGUUGGCGACCAAAAUCAAAAACCCACGGCUCUAAAAGUUGGCGACAAAAAUAAAGAAUCCGAUGAUGCUCCAAAAGUUGGUGACAAAAAUAAAGAAUCCAAUCCGCCAAAAGCUGGCGACAAAAAUAAAGAAUCCAAUGAUGCUCCAAAAGUUGGGGACCAAAAUCAAAAACCCACGGUUCUAAAAGUUGGCGACAAAAAUAAAGAAUCCAAUUAUGGUCCCAAAAGCAGGCGACGAAAACGACAAAUCGUACUAUGA
This is a messenger RNA of Ambispora gerdemannii, 872 nucleotides long. The record is from the annotation of a GenBank genome assembly. Lineage: Eukaryota; Fungi; Glomeromycota; Glomeromycetes; Archaeosporales; Ambisporaceae.